AUGAAACUGCCCAAAGUGGCCAAAAAGUCUGUGUUCUAUGGGCAGCACCCAGAGAAGAUGGAGCCGUUGCCCUUAUGGCAGGAGAUCAAGCAGACCCCUGUUGUCAUGGCCAUGAUCCAAGGUCCAGGGCCUGCCAAGUACCUCCGGCCAUCUUGCACGGGCUACAUAGAUCACGACAUCUCCAUGUUCCAGGAGCCAGCUUACAGCCUACACACCCGGCACUCGGAGAAGCGGAUCUCAGAUAUAUACAGCCCUGGGCCUUGCUACCUCUUGGAUCCUAAAGUAACUAGAUUUGGAAUGUCCAGCUGCCCACAGGUCCCCAAAGAAGAGCGCAUUGGCAACAUGCGCCUGAGCCCCACCCUGGCCCCUUGCCAGUACUGCUUUGAAAACAUCGCCCCACCUGCAGAACGCAAGGCUCCCCAGUAUACUUUUGGCUAUCGAUGCCCAUAUAGAGUGAUGGAUCCCAAUCCAGCUCCCAACCAGUACCAGCUGCCACUCGUGCUGGGGCCCAAUACCCCUGUCAACCGAGCCGCUCCCUGCUAUAGCCUGGCCGCCAUGGAUAAGAACUGGUUCUACAAGGGGGAUGUGGCAGGAGGCCCUGGACCUGCCAUGCAUGCCCGACCGGAGCCAUCUGUCUACCAGAACCGCAGCCCCAUCUACAGCAUGGCCAAGCGCUUCGCCUACCCGAGGGACCACACCCUUCGGCCUGGCCCUGGCUCCCAUGAGGUCCAGCAGGUCACGGCGCAUAAGCCCAGCUCUUCGGCUUUUACCAUGGGCAUUAAGCACUCACCCUACCUGUGUUCAAUGGUCCUUGAGAUUAAUGAUUGA
Messenger RNA from Otolemur garnettii (small-eared galago), 828 nucleotides. RefSeq names its product outer dense fiber of sperm tails 3 like 1 (gene CIMAP1C). Lineage: Eukaryota; Metazoa; Chordata; Mammalia; Primates; Galagidae. The coding region runs from base 1 to 828 and encodes 275 amino acids. The transcript has 4 exons. Gene Ontology annotation, cellular component: cytoskeleton. The record is from RefSeq and is a predicted model, not a curated record.